Molecule: messenger RNA, 4538 nt
Organism: Oncorhynchus mykiss (rainbow trout)
Lineage: Eukaryota; Metazoa; Chordata; Actinopteri; Salmoniformes; Salmonidae
Source: RefSeq, a predicted model, not a curated record
AGCUCUUAGUCGAUCAUUACUUAGUUUUCAAGCAGGGUACCGGAGGAUAACGCACUGGCCAGUGUCUGUCUGUUCACCAGCUCGUUGAGAAGCGGCUUUCACCUCAAGUGUCGGGUAAAAAAGACAUUUCAGGUCUCAAUGCCACCCGGUUUCUAGCGAAGACACGCGGCUCAACUCGAGCUAAAAACAAGACAAGAUGACCGGUAUCCACGUGGAGGGACUGGCGGCGAUCGCCCUCUUCUACGUUCUGAUCCUUGCGGUGGGGAUCUGGGCAGCGUGGAAGAACAAACACGCCGGGGAGGCGGAGGGCACAGACCGCAGUGAAACCAUCAUGGUUGGUGGAAGGGACAUUGGUUUAUUUGUUGGUGGUUUUACCAUGACCGCGACCUGGGUUGGUGGCGGAUACAUCAACGGAACGGCGGAGUACGUAUAUCUUCCUGGUUACGGCUUGGCUUGGGCACAAGCGCCUUUUGGAUAUGCGCUAAGUCUAGUCGUAGGAGGUCUGUUCUUCGCCAAGCCCAUGCGCUCCAGAGGUUAUGUCACCAUGCUGGACCCUUUCCAGCAGAAGUAUGGGAAGAGGAUGGGUGGUCUGCUCUUCAUACCUGCUCUAAUGGGAGAGAUCUUCUGGUCUGCGGCCAUUUUAUCUGCUCUGGGAGCCACACUGAGUGUGAUCAUAGACAUAAACAUCAAGAUGUCUGUGGUGAUCUCAGCCUGUAUUGCGAUCUUCUACACGCUAGUCGGAGGUCUGUAUUCUGUAGCCUACACCGACGUGGUGCAACUCUUCUGUAUCUUCCUGGGACUGUGGGUUUCAGUACCGUUCGCUCUGAGCAACCCAGCGGUGUCUGACAUCAAGAUCAGUGCAGUGAAGGAGAUCUACCAAGCUCCCUGGAAGGGAAACAUCAAGAGAGAAGACGCCUGGGUCUGGAUAGACAACUUCUGUCUGCUGAUGUUGGGGGGGAUUCCCUGGCAGGUAUAUUUUCAACGGGUUCUCUCUGCCUCUUCAGCUACGUACGCCCAGGUGCUCUCGUUCAUCGCCGCUGCAGGGUGCCUGGUCAUGGCCGUGCCCUCAGUAAUGAUCGGGGCUAUAGGGGCCUCCACAGACUGGAACCAGACGGCGUAUGGACCUGUACCUCCCAAGGAGAGGGACCAGGCAGACAUGAUAUUACCCAUAGUCCUCCAGUACCUCUGUCCUCCCUUCGUCUCCUUCUUCGGCCUGGGGGCGGUCUCUGCUGCCGUGAUGUCAUCUGCCGACUCCUCCAUCCUAUCAGCUAGCUCCAUGUUCGCUCGGAACAUCUACCAGCUGGCUUUCCGCCAAUCGGCAUCGGACACCGAGAUCGUGUGGGUGAUGCGUGUCACCAUCUUUGUGUUCGGCGGCCUGGCCACGGCGAUGGCGUUGCUAACGGGGACGGUGUACGGGCUGUGGUACCUGAGCUCCGACCUGGUCUACGUUAUCAUCUUCCCUCAGCUCAUCUCCGUUCUCUUCGUCAAGGGAACCAACACGUACGGCUCCGUUGCUGCUUACGUCUUUGGUCUGAUCCUGAGGAUCGGAGGAGGGGAACCCUACCUCUCACUACCCCCCUUCAUCUACUACCCCGGCUGGCAGAUAGAGGACCGGAUCCAUCAUCUGACCGGAGAGGUGGAACACAUCGUGGUGCAGAAGUUCCCGUUUAAGACCGUCUCCAUGUUGGCCUCCUUCCUGGGCAACGUGGCUUUCUCCUACCUGGCCAAGUAUCUGUUUGAGAGCGGCAAGUUGUUGCCCAAGUAUGACUUCCUGGACGCGGUGUUGGCCCAGCACAGCAUAGAGAACAUGGACAAGACCACGUUGGUCAACCGUAACACCAUCGUGCUGUCUGAGAUGGCGCCUGUCAAACCACGGCUCAGCGUUCAACUGGCGGCUACGUUCACCCGCAGAGACACUCUGGCUGAGGAGGACUCGAGUCCCGAAGACAGCCCCAACCACGAGACCCUGGACUAAACCCCGGACCUUGAACCCCAGAACGUAAAGAGACUAAAGAGAGGACUGAAAUGACGGCGACUGAAAUACACAUUUUGACUAGUUUGCUAUUUAACUACUUUAAUUUGAUCCCCAUCACGGCCAGGUGAGUUAUGGAGAUGGAACAGAAUAGAUGGCAUAGAGAUAAUGCCAUCUAUAGGGGCGGCAGGGUAGCCUAGUGCUUAGAGCGUUGGACUAGUAAACGAAAGGUUGCAAGAUCGGAUCCCCCGAGCUGAUAAGGUAAAAAAAUCUGUCGUUCUGCCCCCUGAACUAGGCAGUUAAACCCACUGUUCCCCGGUAGGCCGUCAUUGUAAAUAAGAAUUUGUUCUUAAUAAGCUGACUUGCCUCGUUAAAUAAAGGUUAAAAUAAGAGGACAUUAUGAAGAUGGGACAGAAUAGAUGGCACGGAGAUAAGAGGACAUUAUGAAGAUGGGACAGAAUAGAUGGCACGGAGAUAAGAGGACAUUAUGAAGAUGGGACAGAAUAGAUGGCAUUAUGAAGAUGGGACAGAAUAGAUGGCACGGAGAUAAGAGGACAUUAUGAAGAUGUAACAGAAUAGAUGGCACGGAGAUAAGAGGACAUUAUGAAGAUGUAACAGAAUAGAUGGCACGGAGAUAAGAGGACAUUAUGAAGAUGGGACAGAAUAGAUGGCAUUAUGAAGAUGGGACAGAAUAGAUGGCACGGAGAUAAGAGGACAUUAUGAAGAUGGGACAGAAUAGAUGGCACGGAGAUAAGAGGACAUUAUGAAGAUGUAACAGAAUAGAUGGCACGGAGAUAAGAGGACAUUAUGAAGAUGUAACAGAAUAGAUGGCACGGAGAUAAGAGGACAUUAUGAAGAUGUAACAGAAUAGAUUGCACGGAGAUAAGAGGACAUUAUGAAGAUGGGACAGAAUAGAUGGCAUUAUGAAGAUGGGACAGAAUAGAUGGCACGGAGAUAAGAGGACAUUAUGAAGAUGGGACAGAAUAGAUGGCACGGAGAUAAGAGGACAUUAUGAAGAUGGGACAGAAUAGAUGGCACGGAGAUAAGAGGACAUUAUGAAGAUGGGACAGAAUAGAUGGCACGGAGAUAAGAGGACAUUAUGAAGAUGGGACAGAAUAGAUGGCACGGAGAUAAGAGGACAUUAUGAAGAUGGGACAGAAUAGAUGGCAUUAUGAAGAUGGGACAGAAUAGAUGGCACGGAGAUAAGAGGACAUUAUGAAGAUGGGACAGAAUAGAUGGCACGGAGAUAAGAGGACAUUAUGAAGAUGGGACAGAAUAGAUGGCACGGAGAUAAGAGGACAUCAUUGGCGCAGUGUCCUUGACAUAAGAGACCAGACUAAUGUUGCUGCUGAAUGUGUGUCACCAGUGGAGAACGGACCUCCAUGUUGGUACGUAAUCAGACCUGAACUCUCUCUCCCUGGUCUCAGUCUGUGAUGAAAUGACCGUGGGUGAUAAAGCAGUAAUCCUAUUGGACAUGAACAGAGACUUAAAAAAAUAAAAAAAAACAGUUUUUGAUCCAAUAGAAAUGGUUUUGAGCCAAAAAUGUACAGACAGCUUACAGAUGUAAUGACGGGAAAGCGGAAUAGUUAUGAGUAUAAAGAUUAAAAUAGUUUGUUACUGUUAUUUUAGUUACAAACAGCAACACUUAAAUCUUUAAUUUGACUGAUGAAUUAAGUUGUGGUCUGAAUGGGAAGUGUAAUGUUCUGAGACGUAUCGUAGAAAGAUAAACAUCUCUAAUCAAAUAAGCAGACGGACAAUAAAUUGAUCAAUCAUCAAAUCUGAUUUGUGGAUAUUUUGUGACAUGGCAUAUUCCUGUGUUCAAUACACUGUACUGUUGUAUACUGGUUCAGGAUGAUGGACAAAGGGAAAUCAGGAUGAUGGACAAAGGGAAAUCAGGAUGAUGGACAAAGGGAAAACCGGAUGAUGGACAAAGGGAAAUCAGGAUGAUGGACAAAGGGAAAUCAGGAUGAUGGACAAAGGGAAAUCAGGAUGAUGGACAAAGGGAAAUCAGGAUGAUGGACAAAGGGAAAUCAGGAUGAUGGACAAAGGGAAAUCCGGAUGAUGGACAAAGGGAAAUCAGGAUGAUGGACAAAGGGAAAUCCGGAUGAUGGACAAAGGGAAAUCAGGAUGAUGGACAAAGGGAAAUCCGGAUGAUGGACAAAGGGAAAUCAGGAUGAUGGACAAAGGGAAAUCAGGAUGAUGGACAAAGGGAAAUCAGGAAAAUACUUUGACAACCCUGUUUGUAAGCUUUUAAAUUAUAUCAAACUCACACAAUGAAUAUUUUCCAGUGCUGAAGAUAUACAUGUCUCAUGGUCGGGUGGGGAACAACAAAACGCUUGAACUUUUUCAGCACCUCCAUCCUCCUGCUAUUCCUGCUAUAUGGCCCUACUGGGUUAUUCUGUGGGUUCCACAUACAUAAAUGUAUGUACGUAUUGUUGUCAACAGCAUUGUACAGUGUUUUGUGUGGCGUGUAUAUCUGUAUAUAAUAUAAUAGUAAUAAUAUGUGUUUCUGUAUAUAAUAUAUAAUAAUAAUAUGUAUAUCUGUAUAUAAUAUAUAAUAAUAAUA